UUUACCAACCCUUCCAUUGCUAUUACCAAUAAUACACCAUCCAAACAGGCCUUAUGUCGAAUUCAUUGGCGUAACUGCUUAAGUUGAAUUUCAACAUAGCUUUUCAACAUUUCGACGAUCAAUUUGCAGUGCAUCUGCGGAAAAUAGUGUACUGGGAGGGAUGAAGAAACCGGGAGGAGCAGAGAAGAAGAGGGUCCGCCGAUCAACCGGUUCUGCACCUAACGGUUCGUAUUCCUCCACGGAUACUCCUCCAAAGGUAGCUCCGAGGUCAUUAUCCUCAAAUACACACUCAUUAACGUGUCAAUCACUUUGUUCUACCAGACAUAUGUGUUCCAUUUCGUAGAUUCUCUUUUUGAGGAAAAGCAACAACAGCUUGUUCCUUUUCAGAUAGAUCCACGAAAAUGGAGGAAAAUGCCUCCUUUUGAGAGUCAAUAGAAUGUAUGAAUAUUUUCCUUUUAUAAUAAAAAAUAGGAAAGAUUCAAACGUGAACUCGUGAUUUUACAAGAAACUGAAAUGAUAUUAGUCCAGAUCAUUCAUAUUUCCUUACAUUUCAGAUUUUUCUCUCUAGAAAACAAAAGAAAACAAACUCAUAUAUGGGGUGUACUGAAUCUACUGCUAGCUUUCUAUAACUGCUGAAGGAUAAUUGGACAUUGAGUUUUGAUGUAAAGAGUGGAACGAUUACCAAAUAGCAUUUCAUAAAUUGUCAAUGAAACAAGCUGCAAAGAAGGAUGUUUAUCAGUUAUUUGCUGAGAAAGUGAGAGAUCACAAAGACUUGAUGUCUAGAUGGGCUGUCCUUCAGGAGACUCGAGUUGAGUAUGUCAGGGGAAAAGACCUUGUAAAAUUUAUGAAGAAUCAUCCAGAACUUAAAGACGUACUAGAUUCAGAUAAAAAUUUGGAAACUGAGGAAAUAGCUAGUGCUCUGCUUCAAAAAAAUUUACUAAUGCGUUGUGACCGUGUGGUAAAAACUGUUCGGCCCGGAAAGAAAAAGUUAUCUACCUGGCCAGCACAUUUAGAGAUAUACCAUGAUCAAGUGUUUUCUGAAAAUGAUGCCUUUUUCGCAUGGACAUUUGCGAAACGAAGUGCCCUUUGGCAGACACUCCUCUCAUUCUCCUGGCCACUUUUGACAUUGGCAAUCUGCUUAUUUCCUGUGUAUCCACACAGGUGCAAGCUGGUUAUACUCUACACUUGUGCAAGUCUCCUCCUCCUCAUACUUAGUCUUCUUUUAGCAAGAGCAUUGAUAUUUGGUGCUCUAUGGAUUCUUCUUGGAAAGCGUGUAUGGGUUUUCCCCAACAUACUUGCUGAGGAAGCAACUCUGGAAGAGUUAUUCCAGUUUUGGCCCAAGAAAGAUGAGGGGGAGGCACCGAAGUGGUCAGCGAGGCUAUUUUAUGCAGUUGUGGCUGUGCUUGCCAUUUUGCUUCUCAGACAUCAUGCUCCUGACGAGGCUGCUAGAGCCAGGUAUCAAAGGCGGGUUUCUAAUAUUAUCGAUGAUGUGAUUGAGUGGUCACCGAGUCUGGCCCUAUCUGGAAUGAUGGAAAAACAAACUGCGGGAAAUAAUGUCACUGAACACCACAACAGUACUGCAACAGAAGAUGGCAAAAACGAAGUUGAUGCAGUAGAGGAGGCUAUAAUGGGGGGAGAAGUAGAAUAUGAAGAGGAGUUUGGCAAAAAUAUAGAAGAGAGUGAUCCCUCAACAAGUUUAUAAGUUUUAUCAAGUGUAUGUAACAAUAUAAAUUACUAGUAGACUAGUUUAUCUCUAUAUAUUUUACUUUCCUUGUGCCUAAUUCUAUGCAAUUCGUUAUUAUAUCGAACUAUAUAAUUGAUAAUUUGAUAUGGUGGAUAAUUAUAAAAAGCAUACGUCAACCAGUUCACAUUUUUUUGUGUGUGACAAGUGAAGUGUCUAGAGAAAAACUGAUGGAUAGUGUACCCGGGA
This is a messenger RNA of Cuscuta europaea, 1930 nucleotides long. NCBI's taxonomy places the organism in Eukaryota, Viridiplantae, Streptophyta, Magnoliopsida, Solanales, Convolvulaceae. The record is from the annotation of a GenBank genome assembly.